Messenger RNA from Gavia stellata (red-throated loon), 1508 nucleotides. RefSeq names its product aldehyde dehydrogenase family 3 member A2-like. Gene Ontology annotation, molecular function: aldehyde dehydrogenase (NAD+) activity. Gene Ontology annotation, cellular component: cytoplasm. Gene Ontology annotation, biological process: aldehyde metabolic process. The record is from RefSeq and is a predicted model, not a curated record. Lineage: Eukaryota; Metazoa; Chordata; Aves; Gaviiformes; Gaviidae. The coding region runs from base 26 to 1501 and encodes 491 amino acids. The transcript is spliced from 10 exons.
UCUCUCCCCGCAGCGCUGAGCAGCCAUGGAGAGGAUGCAGCAGGUCGUUGGGCGGGCGAGAGCCGCCUUCAACUCGGGCCGGUGCCGCUCGCUGGAGUUCAGGAUGCAGCAGCUGAAGGCCCUGGAGCGGAUGGUGCAGGAGAAGGAGAAGGAGAUCCUGGCAGCCAUCAAGGCGGAUCUGCACAAGAGUGGGCCCAACGCGUACAGCCACGAGAUCCUGGGCGUGCUGGGGGAGCUGGCCCUGGCCAUGGACAAGCUGCCGUCAUGGGCAGCCCCUCAGCCUGUGAAGAGGAACGUGCUGACGAUGCGGGAUGAGGCCUACAUCUGCCCCGAGCCGCUGGGAGUGGUGCUGAUCAUUGGGGCCUGGAACUACCCCUUUGUCCUGGUCAUGCAGCCUUUGAUCGGGGCCAUCGCAGCAGGCAAUGCCGUGGUGGUGAAGCCAUCAGAGAUCAGUGAGAACACGGCUCAGCUGGUGGCUGAUCUCCUUCCCCAGUACCUUGACCAGGAGCUGUACCCCGUGGUCAUGGGGGGGGCCGCUGAGACAACAGCGCUGCUGACCCAGAGAUUCGAUCACAUCCUCUACACCGGCAACUCCACAGUGGGCAAAAUCGUGAUGGCAGCGGCCGCCAAGCACCUGACGCCCGUCACCCUGGAGCUGGGCGGGAAGAGCCCCUGCUACAUCGACAAGGACUGUGACCUGGCCGUUGCCUGCAGGCGGAUAACGUGGGGGAAGUACAUGAACUGUGGGCAAACCUGCAUUGCCCCGGACUACAUCCUCUGCGACCCAUCCAUCCAGAGCAAGGUGGUGGAGAAUAUCAAGGCGACUCUGCAGGAAUUCUAUGGGGAAGACGUGAAGAAGUCUCCGGAUUAUGAAAGGAUCGUCAACAAGCGUCACUUCAAGAGGAUCCUGGGCCUGCUGGAAGGGCAGAAGAUCGCUCACGGGGGAGAGGCUGAUGAGGCCUCCUGCUUCCUCGCACCGACUAUCCUCACCGAUGUUUCUCCGGAGUCAAAGGUGAUGGAGGAGGAAAUCUUUGGACCGGUCCUUCCCAUUGUGACCGUGAAGAGCGUGGACGAAGCCAUUGAGUUCAUCAACCGUCGGGAGAAGCCGCUUGCCCUGUACGUCUUCUCAAACAACAAGAAGCUGAUCAGACGGGUGAUAUCAAAGACCUCCAGCGGUGGCAUGACAGCCAACGAUGUCUUACUGCACUCUGUGGUUCAGGAUCUGCCCUUCGGCGGCGUGGGUAACAGCGGGAUGGGCGCCUACCACGGCAAGCACAGCUUUGAGACCUUCUCCCACCGCCGCGCCUGCUUGAUCAAGGACCUGAAGAUGGAGGUUGUGAACAAACUCCGGUACCCACCUGGCAGCCAGAAGAAGGUUGAUUUGGCCAAGUUCUUCCUCCUGAAGCGGUUUAACAAGGGCCGAGUGGGACUGGUCAUCUUGGCCCUGCUGGGGAUUGUGGCAGCGGUGGUGGCAAAGGCAGCAAAUGCACUGAAGAGGUAGAAGCAAA